UAAUGUAGUCAUGAUGUCGAAGUUUCCGUGCUUCUUAGCCUAUAUCAAACAACUGAUAUUACAAUACAUAGAAACCACAUUACCUGCCACAGACUGAUUAGUAGCUUGAUAAUUAUGUUUAGGUUUAAAGCUCUCAACUUUCUCCACCUCACAAACAAAACUAAACUAAAACCCAAAUCAAACCUUCUAAUUCAUAGCUUUAAUACAUUAAUUUCCGCAAUUAAACAAGAAGAAGAAAAAGCAAAGCACUUGCUUUCUCUAUCACUCGAAAAUUCAACAAUUCACCAAUCUACCCAACAAAUUCACUCACAUUUACUCACCAAUGGCUUGUUUAUCAAUUCCAUGCUUCUUUUUAACAUUUUACUCAGAUGCUAUUCUCUAACUACAUCUCCUCACUUAGCUUUCUUGCUAUACAAUCAACUCCAACUACUUUAUUUUCACUCCCCAUUGUUAUCACCCUUUGUAUUUGAUAGCUUUACUUACACCUUUCUUUUGAAUGCAUGUGCUAAUGCUUUUUGUCCGAGAGUAGGGUCUCAGUUACACAGUCUCAUUAUCAAAGUGGGGUUUCGAUCCCAUAUUUAUGUGCAUACUGCUCUUGUAAACAUGUAUGUUUCUAGUGGAAUUUUGUGUAAUGCACGUCUUGCGUUUGAUGAAAUGCCUGAGAGAAAUUCUGUUACGUGGAACGUGAUGAUUACUGGGUUGGUUAAGUUGGGUGAGCUUGAAUUUGCAGUUUCUCUCUUUGAUGAGAUGCCGGAGAAAAAUGUUGUAUCUUGGACUGGGAUUAUUGAUGGGUAUGUGAGGAUGGAGAAAUAUGGUGAAAGUUUAGGUUUGUUUCGGAGAAUGGUUUCGUUGGAAGGUAUUAGACCGAGUGAAAUAACAAUUCUUGCUAUUUUACCAGCCAUUUCAAAUAUGCGGGAAUUGAAGAAUUGUGGAUUGAUUCAUGGUUAUGUGGAGAAGAGGGGAUUUAAUAAAUCGGAUAUACGUGUUGCUAAUUCGAUUAUUGAUACUUAUGCAAAAUGUGGUUGCAUAGAAAGUGCCUCGAGGUUUUUUGAGGAGAUUUCGGCAGAGAGGAAGAAUUUGGUAUCUUGGACGUCGAUCAUUUCUGGGUUUGCUAUGUAUGGAAUGGGAAAUGAAGCAGUAGAGAUUUUCGAGAGGAUGGAGAAAACAGGCGUAAAGCCUAAUCGAGUGACGUUCUUGAGUGUUUUGAAUGCCUGUAGCCAUGGAGGUUUAGUAGAAGAGGGGUACAUGCUGUUUGAGAAGAUGGUGAAUGAGUAUAGUAUAUUGCCGGAUAUUAAGCAUUAUGGGUGUUUGAUUGACAUGCUGGGACGGACAGGGAGGUUGGAAGAAGCAGAGAAAUUGGCUUUGAGAAUUCCUAGUGAAAUUGCUAAUGUUGUGAUAUGGAGGACUCUUUUGGGUGCGUGUAGCUUUCAUGGUGAUAUUGAGAUGGGCGAGAGGGUGACGAGGAUGAUAAUGGAGAUGGAAAGAGGAUAUGGAGGGGAUUACGUGCUCAUGCACAACAUUUUUUCUGGUGCUGGGAGGUUUAAGGAUGCUGAAAGGUUGAGAAUUUUGAUGGAUGAGAGAAAUGCUUUUAAACUUUCGGGCCAUAGUUCAGUCUGACUCAUUGCAAAUGGUAGUUCCAGCUUAAAACGAUACCCUGCGGGGGCAUAGAAAGAGCUGAAAGCUAGACAUUGGCACCUGAUUAUAACUGAUGGAGACUCUUGAAAUUGACAUCCGGCUAACAGACAUACUCUAUAAGUGUAGCAGACAUGCAACAAGCAAAAUAGAAAUUAUAGAAAAUGAUCCGGAAGCAAAUCUUGCAUCAAAGAAUUUCACACUUGGAAGAAAGAAAGGCUUCAGAGUUCAGACAACAUUCAGGGAAUUGUACAUAAAUCACCAUAGUAAACAAAUAUGCAAGAUGAGGCUGCAAAUCAUCAAGGACGUGCAUGUUCAUUUUAUGUACGGUAAGAAGAUGCCCGUGGUAAGACAUGUAUGUUUCUCCUUUUGUUCUUAGUUUCUUCUCCCAUGUACAAACUCACCAAUGUGUCGGUAUAUUUCCUACUCUAAUACACCUAAAUGUUGCCUGAUACCUACCCAGCCAAUGUAUGAGCUGAACUUACCAA
Messenger RNA from Mercurialis annua (annual mercury), 2120 nucleotides. RefSeq names its product pentatricopeptide repeat-containing protein At1g09220, mitochondrial. Bases 115 to 1617 code for a protein of 500 amino acids. NCBI's taxonomy places the organism in Eukaryota, Viridiplantae, Streptophyta, Magnoliopsida, Malpighiales, Euphorbiaceae. Gene Ontology annotation, biological process: RNA modification. Gene Ontology annotation, molecular function: protein binding; RNA binding. The record is from RefSeq and is a predicted model, not a curated record. The transcript is spliced from 2 exons.